CAACAAUGAAUUUGAACAGGCGAACUGAACAGUCGUCUGUUUCCUGCUGGAGCUGGGUCCUGUAUGGAAGCCCGUGCGAGGCUGUCCUGGAGACCCCGCGCUGCCUGCACCUCUCGUCUUGGUUGACAUGGACGAUGAAGAUGGCAGGUGCCUGCUAGAUGUCAUUUGUGACCCAGAAGCACUCAACGAUUUUCUUCAUGGAUUAGACACCCAUCUGGACACUGACGACCUAUUGGAUGGCACGAGCGAUCCCUCCAGCUCUUUCUUCUCUAGCGCUGGGUGCCACGUUCCAGAGGUCCUGCCCCCAGUCCAUCUGCCGUCCAAUGAGCAGCCAGUCUUGCCCCGGGUCAGUGUGGACCUGGACUUCCUGGAAGAUGAUGUCAUCCUGGGCGGGUCGCCGGGCGGUAGCGGUAGCAACACCAUGGAGCCAUGUGACAUCCUGCAGCAGAGCCUGGCGGAGGCUAACAUUACAGAGCAGAGCCUGGCGGAGGCCGAGGCAGAGCUGGACCUGGGCUCCUUCCACCUCACCAUGCCAGGCCUGACUCAGGUGGUCCAGACCCUUCCCUGUACAGACAGCCUGACUGGGCCUGGAGGGACCGCUGUGGGGGUGGGGAUCCCCAUCUUCCCUGAAGCUCCAGGCUCCUCCGCCACCCCUCCCCAGGCCACAGCUGACAUGCUGGACUCUGUGCUGGCCCAACAGGGCCUGGAGUUUGGGCCCCAGGUCAUGAACAAGGCCCAGGCCAUCAGUAUGCAGCCGUUUAUGCAGCAGGUGGCAGGCCUGGGUAACGUCACCCUUCAGCCAAUCUCCUCCCUCCAGGCUCUACCGAACGGCUGUCAGUCAGGACACCUGGGACUGGGGCAGAUACAGGUGAUGGGCCAGCCCACUGUGAUGACUAUGAACCAAUCAGGACAGCCCAUCCUGGCCAAGGCUAUGGGAGGAUACCAGCUGCACCAGCCUGGCCCCGAGGCACAGGGGGCAGGUGGGCAGGGCGUACUGGGAGGGGGACUUCUGAUCCAAGGGGGCAAAGCUACUCUGGGAUCUCCAGUUUUAAACGGCCCAGCGUUGUGCACUAACAGUAACAGUAGCACCAUAACUGCUACUGGAAGCUUGGGUCAACAGGGGCAAAACCAUCCCCAAGGACAGGUCAUGCAGAACCUGAUCAUCCAGCGAACCCCAACCCCCAUCCAGCCCAAACCCCCCCAGGGGGGCACAGCCAUCCAGCCCAAACUGUUCAAACAGCAGCAGGCCCAGCCCCACACCCUCCAGAACGAUGCCAACAAGGCUCUUGGGGCUCAGGUCCCAGUCUCCGCUGCCCAGAAUGUAGCCUUCCUCACAGGGAAGCCUGGCUCUAACGUGGUCCUGACUUCCCAGGCAGGGGUUCCCCAGCAGGCUCUGUUCAAACAGCAGACAGCCCACCACCCCUCUGGGAAAGCGCUCAGUGUCCACCUGCUCAACCAGCCCGGCAGCAUCAUGCUGGGAGGUCAGAACCACCAGUUCCUCCUGCCGCAGCAGCUAGCUGGGGGUCAGAUCGUCACGCAGCACCCUGGGGGCCACAUCAUCACUUCCCGGGGGCCUGGGGGCCAGCUGAUAGCCAACCAGAUCCUGGCUCAGCACCAGAACAUCAACCUGGGCCAGGUGCUGACGUCUCAGGGCCACCCUCUGCUCCAGGGCCACAUCCAGCUGCAGCCGGGCCAGAUGGGGGUGGGACAUCAGCUCUUCCAGAUGCCUGUCACCCUCUCCCAGAGCCAGACCCACCCGGUCACGGGCCACCAGGCCCACACAGUGAUCCAGGGCAUGCCCUUGCACAACUCCCUGGCCAUGCUGAGCCAGGUAGAAGGAUUGAGUCCUGCUGUCAGCCUGCAGCCCGCUCUGCAGCCACAGCCUGGGGGCGUUCCCAGCAGCGGGGUGGGUGGGGCUGCUGCCAUUGCACAGGGCCAGCCCGGGGGGAGUGUGCCGAUGCUGGGGAGUUCUACAGACCAGGCAGCCCACCCUGGACAAGCCCCCCAGCCCUCCUCCAUCCUCUCUAUGCAGGCUGUGCCCUCUGUCUCCAUGGCCAUGUCUGUCCCCUCCUCCUCUCCGUCCUUAUCGGUGUCCACCACACUGGUCCCCCACCUAGCCCAGCAGCACAGCCCCGGGAGCAGGGUGCUCUUCACGGGCCACCAGGGCUCCAGCAUGAUCCUCAGCCAAGAACAACUCCAGAUGUUCCUCCAGCAGGACCAGCGACAGACAGAGAAUGACCCCGUCCCCACUGUGUCAGUGGGCGUGUCAGUGGGCGUGCCAGCGUCCGUUAUCGUCAGCAGCAACAGCAGCUUUGGCCAAGCCUCCUCGGGCCAUGACAGCCAAUUAGCUGAGACAGCAGUGGUAAACCAGAUGCCCCAGGCGGGUGGUCAGCAGCAGCAACUGAAGCUCCAGAGCCUGUCCCCCUCCCAGCCCCUGGCCUCCCACACUGCCCUCCCUCUGUCGGACAGCCCCCAGCCCUCCCCCCUCCCCAUGCAUUCCCCCCAGUCCUGGCCCCCUUCUCAACCCCCAGACCCCCGCCCGAUCCUGCACCCCUCCUCUCUUCCCCCAAUGUUCAUUAUCCAGAACCAGAUCCCAGGCCCCUCCCAGCCUGCCCCACAACAACAACAGAUACACCUCCAGCCCCGGCCCCCGUCCCAGCCUGCCCCACAACAACAACAGAUACACCUCCAGCCCCGGCCCCCUCCCAGCCUGCCCCACAACAACAACAGAUACACCUCCAGCCCCGGCCCCCUCCCAGCCUGCCCCACAACAACAACAGAUACACCUCCAGCCCCGGCCCCCGUCCCAGCCUGCCCUCUACCAACCGGACGUCCCCCCUCCCUCUCGCUCCCCCAAAGCCCCCCAGAGCCUCCAGUUCACUGCCCCUCUCCACAACAGAAACACCAGGUCCAACAGAACAUUCUACUACAGGCCAAACGGCAGCAGCAAAGCCAGCCCCAACAACAUCGUGGUCAACAACAAGACGUGCCUGCUCCUCAGUCGUCUGUGCUGGUCAAGACUCCUGCCACAGCAUCCAAUGACGUGUUGUCAGGAGCUCACAUGACCCAGGGGGGCGUGGCUCCAGCUAGCCUUAACCAGUCAACACACCAGGCUGGUCAGCAGUCAACACACCAGCCUGGUCAACAGUCAGUACACCAGGCUGUGCAGGUGGGAGGGGUGGAGUCCAUGUCAGGUCUGGGUCAGAUGACCUCUACACAGCAGACUUUCAGCCCUGGUCUGGCCUCUCUACAAACACAGACUGAUGCUGUGACGAUGCCUUUCAGAAUGGCUAAACCCAGCAAGGAAGCCAGGAUGUUGGAGCAGCUGAGGAAGCAGCAGGGCUCAGUCCUCCACCCAGACUACAGCUCUUCCUUCCAGUGCUUUGAAGACACCCUGACCCGCCUGGUGCCUUACCACCUCUACCAGGGCACUGCCACCGCACCACACGACUACCACAGAGUGGAUGAUGAGUUUGAGAGGGUUUCCAGCCAGCUCCUGAAGAGAACGCAGGCUAUGCUGGAUAAAUACAGACACCUGCUUUUUGAGGAAUCAACGCGCCUUGGCCCGUCAGCUGAGAUGGUCAUGAUGGACAGGAUGUUUAUUCAGGAAGAGAAGAUCUCUCUGGGACAGGACCGCAUCCUCGCCAGAGACAGACCUGAGGAGUAUGUGGCCAACUCAAGGAUGAUGGAGAUUGAGAGUGGAGCUGCCAACAUGGCCCAGACCAAGCCUCAGCUCCAGCCUCAGCCCCAUCCUGAGCCUCAGCUCCAGGCUCAGCUCCAGUCCCAGCCCCAUCCUCAGCCCCUGUCCCAGUCCCAGCCCCAUCCUCAGCCCCUGUCUCAGCCCCUGUCCCAGCCCCAUCCUGAGCCCCAGCCCCGUCCUCAGCCCCUGUCCCAGCCCCGUCCUCAGCCCCUGUCCCAGCCCCGUCCUCAGCCUCAGCCCCAGUGGUUUGAGCCCAGCACCGUAAGGAGUGGUGUUGCCCCUGCUCCAGCCCCAACACCGAUUCCGGCCCACUUCCCCUCCACCAAGCUGGUGAUAAAGCAGGGAGGAGCGGGGGCAUCUGUCUCCUGGUCUAGCUCCCCAGCUCCUGUGGCCAGGUCGGGGUCAGGGGUUAGACAGACAGCCGACACCCAGAGUCACAGCUCCUCCUUCAGCCGCGCUCCUCCACCUCCCUCCCGUCACUCACCCCACCACCCUUUCUCCUCCUCUCGUCCAGCUGAGGAUGAUGAUCCUCUCCCCCGGAGGACCAGUAAACCCCCCAUGAAGACGUACGCCGCCCGCCCACGCAUCGGCUUGAAGCUCAAGAUCAAGCAGGAGGCGGGGUUUAGUAAGGUGGUGCAUAACACCGCCCUCGACCCGGUCCACACACCAUCCACACCCCACCCUGCCACCCGGCCCCAACCGGCGCCGGCACUCCCUACCACCCGGCCCCAACUGGCGCCUACACACCCAACGACCCGGCCCCAACCGGCGCCGGCACUCCCUAAAGCCCAAACAGCAGCACUAGCCACGCCGCCUUCUAUAACUGUCAUUAGGACUCCUCCCCCUAGCUGUAACACAGCCUCCUCAGCAACAGUCUCCAUAGCAACCACACAGGCGACCCCCAGCCCACAGAGAGUCCCAGCGCCCGCAACCUCCUCCACGGCUCAGAUGAACGGAGUGUUAGAACAUCACAAUGUGGGUGGAGUCAAGCGUAACCCCGCCUCCACGGCCACUUCCCCUCAGACCACCUGCCGCCUGCCUCUACGGAAGACUUACCGGGAGAACAUCAGCCCCCGCGUCCGACCGGGCGUACCGGGAGGAGGAGGAGACAAUGUCCCGUACCCCCGUCCCUCCCCCUCGCCCCCCAAUUCCCCCCCCCCACCCUCCUCACCCUCUCCCUCAGAGGGGACAGUGAUCGCCAGCAUGAAGCUGGAGAAGAGAGGAGGCAGCCCCAGGGAGGGGGGCUCCCACACAGAGCUCAGCCGGGAGGCCCUGAGGCAGGGCAUCACAAACACCCAGCAGUAUCUCCCAGACAGAGAGGAGGAGGAGAGGGGGAGAGAAGGGGAUCAUUGGGACAGAGGGGCGGACAUGGGGAGGUAUAAGAGGGUGAGCAGUAAAAACCACCAGUGGUCAGGUGGGGGUGAUACGUUCAGAAUGGACCAGCAUGCCCCUGGGCCCCCUUCCUCGCCACCAGACACUUCUUGUUACAGAGACUCAUCACUUCCUGCUAAGCGCUGUAAGUCAGACUCUCCUGUCAUGGACAACGCCUCCUUCUCCUCCGGCUCCCCGCCACACGAUGAGUCUCUUAACGAGCACCUGCAGUGUGCCAUCGACACCAUCCUCAACCUGCAGGGCCAGGCCCAGGGGCCCACGCCGCGCAGGGCCAAAGGGGGCUCUGGCAGGCCACACCACCACAGCCAGCGACCCGCGGCCCCCCAGCCCUCCUCACACACAUACAGACCCUCAGUCUCCUCUUCAUCUUCAUCCUCUCUGGCCCAUCACUCUCAGGUUGGAGGCAGAGGACUGGUGCCACAGACUCACAGCAGAUAACACACACAACAGUUGGGACUUUAGAGAGGGAUAACACUCUCACUGUGCUCUGGCCUUGUUUGUCCAUCUGAAUGUUGUUAACUUUACAACAUGACCCAAUGCUCACAGUCACUGGAUGGAUGGAUGGAGGGAGGGA
Salmo salar (Atlantic salmon) is the source of this 5666-nucleotide messenger RNA. The record is from RefSeq and is a predicted model, not a curated record. Lineage: Eukaryota; Metazoa; Chordata; Actinopteri; Salmoniformes; Salmonidae.